Messenger RNA from Fusarium vanettenii 77-13-4, 564 nucleotides. RefSeq lists its product as uncharacterized. The record is from RefSeq and is a predicted model, not a curated record. Lineage: Eukaryota; Fungi; Ascomycota; Sordariomycetes; Hypocreales; Nectriaceae. The coding region runs from base 1 to 564 and encodes 187 amino acids. The transcript is spliced from 3 exons.
AUGAAGGCUUGUCUUGCCAUCCUUCUGCCUUUGGUUUCGGCCGUGGCCGUGACUGUUAUUGCGCAGAUCAAGGAAGCAAACCCAGACUUUGAGCUAGACGAUGUUGAAAACGUAGAGCCCGAAGAGACCAAGCGGGACCUAGUUCUCGAGUCUCGUGCUCAGGCGACUCACCACUUCUGCCGCGCCGGCAAGAUCGGCUACUGGGGUGGAGGCGAAGCGAAUCGUGACCAGAUUGCCCGUGAAAUCGGUUACCUUCGCUCCAUCGGCAGCCGAACCUGCGGUGUCAACGCUCGAUCUUGCGUGCGCAUCUCAUGCUCUAACAAUGCGGGCAUCUGGUGGUGCAACGACAACAACUACCACGUUGGCGAGAAGUGCAAUGACCUUGCUAAUCUGGCUCAGAUUGCCGUCUAUAAGUGCGAGCGUCAUGUCAAGGCCACGUGCUGGUUCGGACACCCCGUGUGCUAUGACUGCGGAUGUCGGCCCAUCGAUGAUCUUCGGGCUCAGUUAACCCAUCAAGGGCCGGGCUGCAACUAUAAUAAAGAACAGAUCUCAAACACAAUAUAA